AUGCCGGAGGGGAGCGUGCUAUGCAGCGAGAGCCCCACGAGCGCGGUGGGUGCGGAGGCGCCGCGGGAGCUCCCCAAUGAACUGUCAGCGCCCUACGAAGUCCCCCAGUUUCCGAUAGAACAAAUUGAGAAGAAGCUUCUCAUACAGCGACAGCUGAAUGUUAAGGCAGCAGAAUGCGGCCAAUCGGCAAGAUCGUUCGCAGGCAGCGAGGCGGGCGGCGCCGCUGCUGUUCUGGAGGAGGCGGCUCGUCUUCGAGGAGACGAUGACGACUUCGACGUCAUCCUGCCGCACUUCCAGAGGGUUGCGAUAAGUGGCGAAGAUACUUCCGGGGUUCCUUUAGAGGACUUACAACAGGCGUCCUCAUACCUGGUACAAGCGCUGGAGAUACGUAAACGAUACAUGGACAUGUCGCAGCAGAGUUUCUCGUCCAUCACCGCCAGAUUCCUCAAGAGCAUGGACACUGAAGCUGCGGCAAACCACACGCCCAUCGUCAAAAUGCCGAGAAAUCAUAUCGCUGACCACGUCGUACAUCCCCCAUUCAAGGACAACAAGGACCCAUGGGAGGGUCCGACACCAGAUGCCAAGGGCUACCUGAUAAGAUCUGACAAUGGCGUGUUCAACCUGUACCGGAAGACGGAAGACGGGGAGGAGAGGGUACCCUACGAGUACAUCAACUUAGCACAGUACAUCCAGGACAAAAACACCAUGUGCAAUAUGAUCGCUGACGGACCACUCAAGUCGUUCUGCUACCGGCGCCUGAGCUACCUGUCGUCCAAGUUCCAGCUGCACGUGCUGCUCAACGAGCUGCGCGAGCUGGCCUCGCAGAAGGCCGUGCCGCACCGCGACUUCUACAACAUACGGAAAGUGGACACCCACAUACACGCUGCCUCGUGCAUGAACCAGAAACACCUACUUCGAUUCAUCAAGAAGACUCUGAAGAACCACGCUGAUGAGGUGGUAACCCUACACAAAGGUACACCGAUGACUCUGAAAGCGGUAUUUCAGUCCAUGAACCUCAGCACGUAUGACCUAACCGUGGACAUGUUAGACGUGCACGCGGAUCGCAACACGUUCCACCGCUUCGACAAGUUCAACGCCAAGUACAAUCCCAUCGGCGAGAGUCGUCUGCGGGAGGUCUUCCUCAAGACCGACAACUACAUGAACGGGAAGUACUUCGCGAGGAUCAUAAAGGAGGUCGCGUCGGACCUGGAGGAGAGCAAGUACCAGAACGCGGAGCUGCGGCUGUCCAUCUACGGCAAGAGCGCGGGCGAGUGGGCCAAGCUGGCGCGCUGGGCCAUCGCCUACGGCGUGCACUCCAACAACGUGCGCUGGCUCAUCCAGAUCCCGCGCCUCUACGACAUCUUCAAGUCGAACAAGAUAAUGAACAACUUCCAAGAGUUCCUCAGCAAUAUCUUCCAGCCCCUCUUCGAAGUCACCAACGACCCGAACAGCAAUCUUGAGCUACAUAAAUUUUUGACGCACGUGGUCGGGUUCGACAGCGUGGACGACGAGUCGAAGCCGGAGAACCCCAUGCUGGACGCAGACGUGCGCUUCCCGCAGCACUGGGACGACGAGGAGAACCCGCCCUACGCCUACUACCUAUACUACAUGUACGCCAACAUCACCGUGCUUAACCACUUCCGCAAGGAGCAGGGUCUGAACACGUUCGUGCUGCGGCCGCACUGCGGCGAGGCGGGCCCCGUGCAGCACCUGGUGUGCGGGUUCAUGCUGGCCGAGAACAUCUCGCACGGCCUGCUGCUGAGGAAGGUGCCGGUGCUGCAGUACCUGUACUACCUGGCGCAGAUCUACAUCGCCAUGUCGCCGCUCAGCAACAACUCGCUGUUCCUCAACUACCACCGCAACCCGCUGCCCGAGUUCCUGGCGCGCGGGCUGUGCAUCACGCUCAGCACGGACGACCCGCUGCAGUUCCACUUCACCAAGGAGCCGCUGAUGGAGGAGUACAGCAUCGCGGCGCAGGUGUGGAAGCUCAGCUCGUGCGACAUGUGCGAGCUGGCGCGCAACUCCGUGCUCAUGUCGGGCUUCCCGCACGAGAUGAAGCAGUACUGGUUGGGCCCGAACUACACGAAAGAGGGCGUGGCCGGCAACGACAUCACGCGCACCAACGUGCCGGACAUCCGCGUCUCCUUCCGCUAUGAGACUCUGCUAGACGAGCUUACCAACAUCUUCAAGGCUCGCCAGGCACCCGGCCACCUCUACGGAGUCGCUGAACAAACGCCCUCGCCAACUCCCUUCGUGCCAAUGGUCAGCUUGAAACGACCAUCGCUUGUUUAAUUUUAUUUACCGACUUUUAAGGAAGAUUAUACAUUAUUGUUUAUUAUUAUUAUUUUAAAAUUAAUUAAUUUUUAUAAAUGAUGUCGCUUUUGAACAAUAAUUAGUUUAACACUAUUUCAAGAAAAUAAUAUCUUGAUAUAUAAUUUUACCAGCCGGCAAAAUAAUGUGUUAGUGAAUUGAAGGAUAAUUCUUCGAAUAAGUUAGUGUAAUA
Melitaea cinxia (Glanville fritillary) is the source of this 2503-nucleotide messenger RNA. Its product is annotated as AMP deaminase 2. Bases 1 to 2292 code for a protein of 763 amino acids. Gene Ontology annotation, molecular function: AMP deaminase activity. The transcript is spliced from 16 exons. Gene Ontology annotation, cellular component: cytosol. Lineage: Eukaryota; Metazoa; Arthropoda; Insecta; Lepidoptera; Nymphalidae. Gene Ontology annotation, biological process: IMP salvage; AMP metabolic process. The record is from RefSeq and is a predicted model, not a curated record.